This is a messenger RNA of Caenorhabditis auriculariae, 514 nucleotides long. The record is from the annotation of a GenBank genome assembly. Lineage: Eukaryota; Metazoa; Nematoda; Chromadorea; Rhabditida; Rhabditidae.
AUGAAGAAAUUCAGCUCUUCAUGCGGCUGCGGAUGUUGAAAGUCCCAAUGAUUUCAACCGCGCUGUAGAGAAAGCCACGAAUCUUCGGGACACCAAAAUUUAAAUUUUUUUUCGCUGACAAGUCUGUUUUGCAGAACUUUUUUCAUUGUUUUUUGAAUGAUUGAUAGCUUCAGAUUACUGCUCGAAAACGUCCAACCGAUGUCGUCACGGAGGCUAUCCGACGCCUCGCGACUGCUCCGUCUGCCUGUGUCCCGACGGCUUCGGCGGCAGAUUCUGCAACGAGCCGGAGCCGUCGUCGGUUGGCCAGCGGGACAACUACGACUGCGGAGGUAUUUUGUGGGUGAGUCUUCAAGAAAGAGAGAAAAGUCUUAUACGGGACCACAUUCGACAGGCGACCGAAGAGACUCAGACGUUUUUUGGUGCGGUUAGAACUCGAGUGGGUCCGCAGUCUUUCCUGGCGACUCCAGAAUACUGCUGGUGGCAUAUCAGAGUGAGCUACUCCUUUUAUCUCUGA